This is a messenger RNA of Anopheles marshallii, 2151 nucleotides long. Its product is annotated as protein FAM114A2. The record is from RefSeq and is a predicted model, not a curated record. The coding region runs from base 1 to 2151 and encodes 716 amino acids. Lineage: Eukaryota; Metazoa; Arthropoda; Insecta; Diptera; Culicidae. The transcript is spliced from 2 exons.
AUGUGCGAUUCAGAUAGUGAAGAAUUUGCAAGUGCAGAUGAAGAUUUCGAAGAGAUUGAACCAGACGAGCUGGAAGAGGUGCUCCAAAGCACAAAACCUUCGGAUGUAUCCUCCAAGAGAAAGGCACAGCUUGCAGCAUCGACAAAAUCUGCAAAUAUCGACGUGGAGCCUGCAAGCACAACUAUAUGCGAGCCCAGUGAUGCUCAACUGGUGGAUAAAACAGAUUUCCAUGAAGAAAGUAACACUGCUUCAUCCGAUAAAAUUGUAAAUCAGCCGAAGAUUUUGGAGAACAAUUCCGACACAUCGCAGGUUCAGUUUACAGGGUCCUCUUCGGCCACGAAGGAAAAAGGAAACGUUGAGUCAGAUCCUAUUCUUACAAAACAUGUUGAAACAAAUAAAACAUGCCUGGAAUUUGCCAAACAUAAGCCACCGUUGGCACAGUCUAACCCCGGAAAUGCGAAAUGUGACGAAAAAGACUUUGAAAACAACGCAAUACCACGCGAAGCAAACAGAUCGCAUUCGCCUUCCGAAACAGUCAAUACACCCAAGAAACUUGUGCUUAAACCGGCCAAACCACAAAUGUUGGAACAGCCCUUGGCGGAAAUGAAGGAAAAAAUUAGCGAAGAAGAAAGCAAAUCCGGCGCAGAUGAGGGAUGGGAUGAUUUUGACGACGAUUGGGGAGAUUUCACCGUUGGAGGUGGUAGUAGUGCCGCGGACAAAACCGAUAAUAAGCAAACGAAGAGUUUAAGUAGGGAUACCCAUUUCGAGAAUCCUUCGACGGUGGAUAACUCAACAAAAGCCAGCUUCAGAGAUGUGGAUAUCGAUGAGGUUGAACACAGGCUGAAGGAUUUUAUGAAGCAUAAGGAUGAUCCCCCUUUGACAUCCGUUCUUGAUCGGCUCUCGAUGGGAGGAGAUAACAAGACAACAGGCGAUUCCGGACAGUCGUGGGGCAGCUGGAAGCCAUCCUGGGGUGGAGCCGCUGUUUCCUUCUUAUCGAACGCAUCCAAAUCGGUUGCCUCGAUUACGACCAACAUUACGCAGGUGAUCGAAUCGGGUAUAGGAGUGCCAAAUCCGGAGGAGUUAGCCCGCCGUCAAGCAGAGACAGAAGCUAAGCUGAAAUCUGAAGGAUACAUUCGAGAGGAAACUGAAACAGACGAGAAUGCGCCGUCGGCUGAAAGGCAAACGGAAGACCGAUUCGGAUUUGAUCAACUCGUUUCCGGUGUGACACAGAUAAGCAGUAAGGUUAUUACGGGGGGUUUGGAUACGCUCGAAGGAAUUGGGAAGAAAACGAUGACCAUAUUGCAAGAGAAUGAUCCAGGUUUGCUGAAUAAGCGAAAGUUGCUCGGUUUACAGCCAAACGACGGUGUGGUGUUGAGCCAGGUUCUUCGGGAGGCAAAAGCAAAGACGGAGGAACGCGAACGAAAUCUGAAGCAAAUCCAAAAGCAUCAGUAUAAGAAGAAGCUUCACUUUGAAACACUGUUUGACGAUUAUCACGGGUUGGUGCAUCUCGAGGCACUUGAGAUGCUAUCGAAACAAGCAUCUCUGAAGCUGGAAUCCCUGAUGGCGCCACUGACGGGAAAGGCACUCGAAGAACUUCAAGAAACCAUGAGCGAGGUGAAGGAACUGUGCGAACUUCCUGAAAUGGACAAUGACGAUGCGGAUGGGCUGCACACGGCGGUCGAUCUGGAAUCAAAGUUGAAGGAAACCAUCGUUGACCUCGAUCCGAAUGUUAGGGUCGACUUUGGAGAGAUCGUAAAGAGUUGGAUGGAGUACACUGAGUGGAUAGAUACCAGGCAGGAUGAACGAACAGGACAGGAUGUGUUUGAAAAGGCCAUGCGUGCUCUAGCACAAACGACGGCCCUAUGUGUCUUGCGGAUGCACAAACUGGCGGAAAUUCUACUCAUAAGCGAACAUCACAGUACGGCCACUGAGGCCGAUGUGCUGGUUCAGCUAACGACAGUAUUCUGCUGGCAUCUGAGCGGCGUUGCGACCAGAUUUUGCUCUGCGCUCACGAAAAUGAAGGAUGAGUCUGGGCAUGAUAAUGACAGUGCGCUUAUUACCAACAUAUUUUUAGAGGGCUCGAACAGCACGUCUUACGUUCAGAAUGCAUUUCACCUUUUCAUUCCGAUCUUACAACUGGGUGCGGCUUAA